Molecule: messenger RNA, 2450 nt
Organism: Megalobrama amblycephala (Wuchang bream)
Lineage: Eukaryota; Metazoa; Chordata; Actinopteri; Cypriniformes; Xenocyprididae
Product: E3 SUMO-protein ligase ZBED1-like
Exons: 8
Coding region: 574-2349 (591 amino acids)
Molecular function (GO): acyltransferase activity; protein dimerization activity
Source: RefSeq, a predicted model, not a curated record
ACGAUACAAGCAUGUGGCAGAUAACAAUCAUGUAAUAUGGAGGCUGGAAGGCGUGUAUGACUUUUGGAAACGAGCAAUGUGGCUGGGUGUAUUUGUAAGACAUUGCGUUUGUUUUUAUGUUGUUAUGGUAUAAAAUAAGUUGUAAAAGUGUUCUCCAUGCUUAGAUCAUGUCCUCUGGAGGGUUUAGCAAAUAAAUCUCUUUUUUAGAGUAGUGCUAAGGGAAAGUCAAAGUGUAGUGAGAGCAAAGUGUAGAAGCACAGUUUUUGUGUAUAUAAUCUUAAUGUCUUUAUGAAUUGUGCCUUAUAAGACCAGAAUCACACUUAAGGAAGUGUUUUGCAUUGAAAAGGAUGCGAUGCUUAAACCUGGAGGAAGUUUCCAGAAGACGUGAAAUCUGGCAUUAAUUUUUUUUUUUCCUUGAUCGAAAUUAUUAGCACAGUUGUUUCUUGAUUAUUGAUUGAAACCGACUGGUUUGGGCUAAAAGAUCAAUGCACGUUGGGCAGGGUCAUGUACUGAGUUAGUUUGAGAUUUAGCUGUGUAGAGAUUCGCUUUAGUCAUCUGGGUUUUCCAGCCAAAAUGCUGCUGUCUCUAGUCGUGCACACAUACUCGUUGCGGUACUGGCUUCCAGCGGCCGUGAUGUUGGGCACCGCUCCGGCUUACCUGCUGUCCUGGAGUGUCUGGCGUCUGCUGUCCACUGUGCUACCGACAAGACUCUAUCACACUGUGGAUGACCGUGUAUAUUCAUUGUAUCAAAGUAUGGUCCUGUUCUUCUUUGAAAAUUACACGGGCGUGGAGGUCAUCAUUUAUGGGGAUAUACCAAAGAAGGAGAAUGUGGUUUACCUGUCAAACCAUCAAUCCACAGCUGAUUGGAUUAUUGCUGACAUGUUAGCCAUUCGACAAAAUGCACUUGGACACGUAAGAUAUGUCCUGAAAGAUGGUCUGAAGUGGCUUCCUUUGUAUGGAUGGUAUUUCUCACAGCAUGGAGGUGUGUAUGUGAAGAGAAGUGCCAAUUUUGAUGAGAAAGCCAUGAAAAAGAAACUAUCAUCUCAGACCAAACUGGGCACACCUAUGUAUCUUGUCAUUUUCCCAGAAGGAACCCGGUACAACCCUGAGCUCAAGAAAGUUAUUGAUGACAGUCAAGCUUUUGCUGCUAAAGAAGGACUUACUGUGCUGAAGCACAUUUUAACACCAAGAAUGAAAGCAUCACAUGUUGCCAUUGAGACUAUGAAGGAACACCUGGAUGCAGUCUAUGACAUAACGGUAGCAUAUGAGGGAACUCUCACAGCAGACGGCCAGAGACAUCCAGCUCCUACAAUGCCAGAAAAUGCAGUGAAGGAUGACUCUCGCAUUUCCAGAGCCUCAGGUUUGUGCAAAAAGUUGGUUGGGCAUUUUUCUCAUAGUUGGAAGAAGAAGGUGGCAUUAACUGAAGCCCAGGAAGAACUUCAGCUUCCAAAGCAUGCACUCAUAACAGAGUGUCCAACAAGGUGGGGCUCAAGGCAACGAAUGAUAGAACGAGUUUUGGAACAACAGAAGGCUCUGUCUCAUAUCCUUUUAGCUGAUCGCAAAACAAGACACCUGGUUCCACAAUGGCAGGACACAGAUGUCCUUGAAUCUGUGAGCAAGGCUCUGAGACCCCUGCAGGAGUUUACAGAUGCCCUGUCUGGCGAGGACUAUGUCAGCGUGUCAUAUCUGAAGCCAGUUCUUCAUCUGUUCAGCACAAAGAUACUGGCUGUGAAUGAUGAGGAUUCUGAUCUGACCAACACAAUAAAAUCCAAAAUUGUUGAGUACCUUAAUAAAAAUUAUGAUGAUGAAGAUACCCAAGAACUGCUGGAUAUGGCGUCAUUCCUAGAUCCAAGAUUCAAGACAAAUUACAUUGCUGUAGACAAACUUCCAAACAUCAGGGCCAAGGUGAUGUCUGAUAUGAAAGAAGUAUCACAGAAGGAUGCAGUGAAUUCUGAGACCACCACAGGGAGAGAGAAUGUAGACACAGACCUACCUUCAUCAGCAAAAAAAACAAAGAAGUCUCUGGGAAGCUUUUUUAAGACUGUCUCAGCCAUGCCAGCAUCUCUGCAGCUUGAAGAAGCCAUUGCCUCUGAGAUGAACAGCUACCUGCUUACUCCCUCUAUCGACAGUGCGGAAGAUCCUCUUCAGUGGUGGAAACUACAUCAAAUUAACUUCCCAAGAUUGAGCAAGCUUGCUCAAAAAUAUCUGUGCAUUCCAGCUACAAGCUCACCAUCUGAGAGGGUGUUUAGCACUGGAGGGAAUGUGGUGACAUGCCAACGUUCAUGCUUGAAACCAGAAAUGGUGGACAUGCUUGCUUGUUUUCUUAGCAGAAAACCUUUAAACAUUUAAAGCAGCUAGAUUCUGCCACUGUUCUAAUUUGUAGUUAUUUUGGAGACUUUAGUCUGGGUUGUUUUGUUGUUGUUUUGAUUACCCACGUUAAUAUAUAUAUA